ACUAACCUUAUCCACAACACCCCAAACCUUCAAUCACCAUCUUCAUCAUCUUCUUCACACAACCUCUACUCUCACUUCCUUCGCCACAGUCCCCAUAACCAUGAAUACUCGCAUAAUCCACCCAAAUUCUCUCUCCUCACCCUCCCCAAUUUUCAAUUUUCCGAACCCUAAAUCCACUAUCUCUCCUAAACUCCCUUAUUCUCCCCCCAAUUUCCACUUCUUCCGCUCUCUUAUCCUCCACAAAACCCCCAAUUUCAAGGUGACUCGGGCGAUUCAUUUGAACAACUCAGUUGAAGCGUCUGAAGAUGAUGAAUCAUGCGGCGACGAUUUGGUGACUCGGGCGAUUCACUUGAACAACUCAGUUGAAGCGUCUGAAGAUGAUGAAUCAUGCGGCGACGAUUUGGUAAUUGAGGCGUCUCUUACCCGAAUUCUCCCGCCUGCUUUGACAUUGCAGCAUGGAAUUGAGUCCUUGAAGGAUGCACUUCAGGAAUUUAAGCUUAAUCCUCCGAAUUCUGCAAGUGGAUUGAUUAGGUUUGAGGUAGCUGUGCCACCUGGUGCGUAUGCUUUGGACUGGUUCUGUUGUCAGCCUGAGUCACCAGGAGUGUUUCCUCAGUUUUACAUGUCCAAGCAAUUAGAAAAUUCAACUGACAAGUCAGCUUUCUUUAGCAAGACUCAUGGUGUUUUUGGAAUGGGAUCUGCAGUUUCCUUUAGACAGUCAUUUUCAGGUUCUGAUGAAUGGAACUCAUUUAGAAGAUAUCUGCUGGUCGAUUCACUCAAUAUCACUGCGUAUGGCUUCAUCGGUAGCAGUUAUGAUAUGAAAUCAUCUUUUAUGAAGCAUGAGACUGGUUCAUUUUACUUUAUAAUUCCUCAGAUAGAACUGAAUGAAAGUGAAGGAUUUUGCAUAUUAGCUGGUACACUUGUCUGGAGUGACUCUAUUUUGUGCAAUUUCAAGCAAGCUCUCCAUUCUUUUGAGAUAUCUCUCUUUCAGGCAAUCAAUCAUUUUCCAGCUAUGCUGGAGACUUACUCUGCAAACAUUAGGAAGUCAACUAUUAAAAGCUUCAAUAUGGUCGAGGAUGGAAACUUAGAAAUGGUUUACAUGGAAGCCUCAUUGUUGGGAAAUUACAACAAUGCAGCUAGUAUUGUGGAAAUGAAAAAUGCCGCAGCUUCAUCCCAGUUCUGCAUUAGGCUUUCCCAAAAGACUGCAGUUUCGAAAAAUAUGCAGUUGGAUGAUACCAGCGAAACAAGUCCCCUGCAAGAGUGUGCCAACAUCAAUUCUGUCUGGGUAUCGCUUAUUGUUGAGGAAUGUUAUCGACUUGGCUUAACGUAUUUUUGUAUAGCUCCAGGUUCAAGGUCGUCUCCUCUUGCAGUUGCAGCAUCUACUCAUCCUCAUAUAACUUGUAUUGCAUGCUAUGAUGAGCGAUCACUUGCAUUCCAUGCAAUUGGGUAUGCCAGAGGAUCUCAGAUGCCUGCUGUAGUUAUUACAACGUCUGGUACUGCAGUUUCAAAUCUUUACCCUGCUGUUGUGGAGGCUAGUCAAGAUUUUGUACCUCUAGUAUUACUCACUGCUGAUCGUCCCUCAGAAUUGCAUGCGGCUGGAGCAAAUCAAGCAAUAGAUCAGGUGAACCAUUUUGGUUCUUAUGUGAGGUUUUUCUUCAAUCUUCCAGCACCAACUGAUCAGAUCACAGCAAGAAUGGUUCUCACAACUGUUGAUUCUGCUGUCUAUUGGGCCACAUGUUCACCAUGUGGUCCUGUUCACAUAAAUUGUUCGUUUAGAGAACCGUUGGAUAACAGUCACAGGAGGUGGAUGAGAAGUUGUUUAGACAAACUGGAUUUCUGGACCUCAAGCACUCAACCUUUUACUAAAUAUAUCAAAGUGCAAUCAUCUUAUGCACAUAAUGCCGCAUAUACCUUAACAUCUGAGGUAGAAAAUGUGAUUAAGAAUAGUAAGCAUGGGCUUUUAGUAAUUGGUGCUAUAUACCGAGAAGAUGAAAUGUGGGCAGCUCUUUUAUUAGCUCAGAAACUUUCGUGGCCUGUCGUUGCUGAUAUCUUGUCAGGCUUAAGAUUACGAAAGAUAUUGUCUUCUUAUCGUGAAUAUGAAAAAAACAUAGUUUUUAUUGACCACUUCGAUCACGUGCUGCUCUGUGAUGCAGCCAGGCAAUGGGCAGAACUGGAUGUAAUUCUUCAGGUCGGGAGUAGAAUAACGAGUAAAAGAAUUUCUGAAUUUCUGGAACACUGCUUUCCGUGCUCGUAUAUAAUGGUUGACAAGCAUCCUUGUCGACAUGAUCCUUCACACAUAGUGACACAUCGGAUUCAGAGCACAAUCUCUCAAUUCACCGGGGGUCUGCUGAAAGGCACCUUUCCAUGUUCAAGCAUAAAGUGGAAAAGUUUUCUUCAAGCGGUGAAUUCGGUGGUGGCAUGGGAGUUAUCAUUUCAAAUCUGCUCUGAGUACUCACUGACUGAACCUCAUGUUGCACAUAUAAUUUCAGAAGUAGUUGGCUCUGAUACUGUCUUGUUCAUUGGAAAUAGCAUGUCUAUACGUGAUGCAGACAUGUAUUCUCAAGGUGUUGUAAAUUGCACCAGUCAAACAUCUCAAUUAGCAUUACCAUGUCAAUGGAUACAGAUAGCGGGCAAUAGGGGAGCUAGUGGUAUUGAUGGUUUGCUAAGUACAGCUGUUGGUUUUGCUGUUGGAUGCAAGAAAAGAGCAUUGUGUAUAAUUGGAGAUGUUUCCUUUCUUCAUGAUACAAAUGGUUUGGCAAUCUUGAGUUCAAGGAUGGGCCGAAAACCUAUUACAGUACUUGUUAUCAACAACCAUGGUGGUGGAAUCUUCAGCUUUCUUCCUAUUGCGGAAAAAGUUGAGUCUGAAAUUAUGGAAAAGUAUUUCUAUUAUGAUCACCGCAUUUCUUUCAGCAAGCUGUGUACUGCACAUGGAGUGAAGCAUUUGUUGGCAGAGACAAAACUGGAACUUCGCGAAGCUCUUUUAACAUCCCAACAGGCUGACGCAGAUUGUGUCAUAGAAGUUUCAGGCGCGAUCAACAGUAAUGCUGCAUUUCAUAGUCUCUUGAGAAAAUAUGCUGCUCAAGCGGCAUGUCAUGCUUUCACGACUCUGUCAAAACUUUCUCCUCCACAAUCUGCUACAGGCGAUCUCUUCUAUAAGAUCGCCAAAUUAGAGUACUCAUUGUAUGGAGUCAGCCUAGCUGCCCCACCGACUUCAGUUUCUGUUGCCAGAGAUCCAUCGAAUUUUGUUAGACAAGGCUUCAUUUUAGCUUUCACUCUUGAUGAUGGAAGUACUGGGCUCGGUGAGAUUGCGCCCCUUGAAAUCCAUGAAGAAAAUUUGCAAGACGUGGAAGAACAGCUGUGUUUCCUUCUUCAUGCCCUAAAAGGAGCAACUAUUAGUUAUCUGCUUCCCCUUUUGAGGGAGUCGUUUUCUGCGUGGAUAUGGAGAGUUAUUGGAGUCCCGCCAGACUCUAUAUUCCCUAGUGUUCGAUGUGGUCUAGAGAUGGCAACUUUAAAUGCUAUAGCUGCAAGACAAAAGUGCACUCUGCUUGAUAUACUCUUGCCUCAACCACACCAAAGCAAUGUGAAAAACCAACAGCCAUCAACCAUUGAUAUAUGUGCCCUUGUUGAUGCUGACGGAAGUCCGCUUGAAGUUGCGAAUACUGUGUUUGCAUUUGUUGAAGAAGGUUUUCGUGCUGUUAAAGUAAAGGUAGCUCGCAGAAAUGAUCCAAGGGAAGAUGCUGCAGUUAUAAAGGAAAUAAGAAGAAAGAUUGGUGCUGAAAUUGAACUUCGUGUGGAUGCUAACCGUAGAUGGACCUAUGAAAAGGCUAUCGUAUUUGGAUCUCUUGUCAAGGAUUGUGGCUUGCAAUAUAUUGAGGAACCUGUUCAGCGUGCAGAAGAUAUUGUGAGGUUCUGUGAAGAGACUGGCUUGCCCGUUGCAUUAGAUGAAACUAUUGACAACAUUCAAGGAAAUAUUUCUGAUUCUUUGGCCAGAUUCACGCAUCCUGGAGUGGUGGCUCUUGUGAUAAAGCCAAGUGUUGUUGGCGGCUUUGAAAAGGCAGCAGUAAUUGCAUGGUGGGCUCAUAUUAAGGGGAAAUUGGCUGUUGUGAGUGCAACCUUUGAAACCAGUCUCGGAUUGUCUUCCUAUGUUCAGUUUGCGCGCUAUCUUGAGAUGAGAAGUACAGAAAUAUCUCAAACAGUAGAUAAGAAACUGCCAAAAUGUGUAGCUCAUGGACUUGGAACAUACAAAUGGCUUAAAGAAGAUUUGACACUUGAUCCACUUGUCAUUUGCCGUCAGCCAAAGAGUAGGUACUUGGGAGCAUCUAUUGACGAUGCUGAUCGUGUCCUCCGCAAUUUUCAAGUUAACUGCAAUGCUAUCACAAAAAGAUCUGUUGAACAGCAUAUAUCAACACAUCAACUUAGCGUGGAAAUAGGGGAUAGUACUUAUAUGAUCGAGGUGCAAGAGAUGGGAGAAAGCAGAGAUGGUAAGACACUUCUGUUUCUUCACGGUUUUCUGGGAACUGGUGAAGACUGGACCUCAGUCAUGAAAGCUCUCUCAAGAUCUGCAAAAUGCUUUUCUGUUGAUCUCCCUGGUCAUGGAAGAUCACAAAUACAAUCACGUGAUAGUAUCAAUCCAACUGGAGGGCAAAGUCUAUCAAUUGAAGUAGUUGCUGAAGUGUUAAGCCAGUUGAUAAACAAAAUUAGCACAGGAAAAGUCACUCUAGUUGGGUACUCUAUGGGAGCCAGGAUAGCAUUAUACAUGGCAUUGAGAUUCAGCGACAAGAUUGAUGGAGCUGUAAUGAUUUCUGGAAGUCCUGGUUUAAAAGAUGAAACGGAGAGAAGGAUCCGUGCAGCGAAAGACGACUCUCGUGCACACUCACUCAUCGCCUUUGGUUUGGCGCCUUUUCUGGAAAAUUGGUACCAUGGUGAUUUGUGGAAUAGUUUCAGGGAACACCCUAGUUUUGAGAAGAUUGUAGCAAGUCGUUUGCAGCAUCAUGAUAUUCAUUGCCUUGCAAAAGCUUUGUCUGGUUUGAGUAUAGGAAGACAACCGCCGCUGUGGGAAGACUUGAAACACUGCAAAGUACCUCUUAUGUUUGUUGUUGGAGAAAAAGAUGUGAAAUUCAAGAGAAUAAGUCAGGAUAUCUGCCGUAAAAUGGGGGAGACUACAAAUCAUGAAGCAGUUGAAAUUCCUAACUGUGGACAUGCAGUUCACCUGGAAAAUCCUCUUGCUGUUGUUAGACUGGUGAGACAGUUUAUGACUAAAACAAGCAACUGAGGAACAUCGAAAUUUACGGUGUGAGAUCCAACAUGCUAGCAGGCCCGGCCCGGCCCAUAACAUGUCCAAAGUGAUAUACUGAACAGGGCCCUAUUUUGAAAAGGGCCCCAAAAUUUGUAAGAUUUAUCAUGAUAGAAGAUAACAUGAGUGAGGUUGGGAGUUUCUUUCUGGAUUAUUUUGAUGAGCAAUUCUUUUUUUUUGCAAUAUUUUAAAUUAGUUAAGUUGUAGUCAACUUGUAAUUCAAUUGUUUCAAUCUAAGACCUUCUUUGGGUGUU
Molecule: messenger RNA, 5544 nt
Organism: Spinacia oleracea (spinach)
Lineage: Eukaryota; Viridiplantae; Streptophyta; Magnoliopsida; Caryophyllales; Amaranthaceae
Product: protein PHYLLO, chloroplastic
Exons: 29
Coding region: 101-5269 (1722 amino acids)
Biological process (GO): amino acid catabolic process; menaquinone biosynthetic process
Molecular function (GO): thiamine pyrophosphate binding; 2-succinyl-6-hydroxy-2,4-cyclohexadiene-1-carboxylate synthase activity; 2-succinyl-5-enolpyruvyl-6-hydroxy-3-cyclohexene-1-carboxylic-acid synthase activity
Source: RefSeq, a predicted model, not a curated record